Molecule: messenger RNA, 732 nt
Organism: Hydra vulgaris (swiftwater hydra)
Lineage: Eukaryota; Metazoa; Cnidaria; Hydrozoa; Anthoathecata; Hydridae
Source: RefSeq, a predicted model, not a curated record
AUGGUCGUCUUGUCAAAAGCAUAUCUACAACAUGUUGAAUCUAAUGCUAUUCAACAGGCUAUAAACGUCAAUAUUGCACCAAAAACUUAUAAACGUUACCUUGAUAAUAGCCAUGCUCAAUUUACUAAUAUUGAUGACGCAAAUUCUUUUUUAACACUUUUAAAUUCACAAGAUAAAUCUAUUCAAUAUACAUGCGAAUACAAAAAUGCUCAACACCAAUUAAACUUUUUAGAUGUUUGUAUUUCAACCAAUCACUCUAUUCACAAAUAUGAGUUUUCCAUACACCGUAAAGAUGCAAUUACAAACGAUGAAAUUAAUUUUCUUAUUAUGAUUUUUACUGAAAAUGAACAUUCCUAUAAACAGUAUUCAGAUAUUGCUAAAAAUUAUAAAUACUCCACAAAUCCAUCUUGUUCUCAAAAAUUUGAUACCAAAAAUCUAGUUAUUUUACCAUGGGUCCCAAAGUUAGGCCUUGUUCUUAGAAAAGAACUUCGUAAAGCCGGCGUUAAAACAGUCUUCCGUUUUGGUAAUCUCUUAAUCAAUAUAAUUUGCCAUAGCAAGUCUAAACUGUCUCCGAAUAGUCAUCCUGGAGUGUACCAACUUAGUUGCACAUGUGGUGCAUGUUAUAUUGGUGAAAUAUUAAAAAAGAUUUCCACACGAAUUCAAGAACAUAAAAAUAAUAUUACAAAAGCCAACUGGGAAACAUCGGGAGUAGUAGAACCAUGGCCUACUUAA